Messenger RNA from Ornithodoros turicata, 1913 nucleotides. Its product is annotated as 2',5'-phosphodiesterase 12-like. Gene Ontology annotation, cellular component: mitochondrion. Lineage: Eukaryota; Metazoa; Arthropoda; Arachnida; Ixodida; Argasidae. Gene Ontology annotation, molecular function: 3'-5'-RNA exonuclease activity. Gene Ontology annotation, biological process: nuclear-transcribed mRNA catabolic process, deadenylation-dependent decay. Bases 82 to 1881 code for a protein of 599 amino acids. The transcript is spliced from 9 exons. The record is from RefSeq and is a predicted model, not a curated record.
AAUAAAUUAAUAUGGCUGCACACAGGUGAAUCAGAGGGAGCAACGUGUGUUGUGGUUGUAUCAAAGCAAGGUCUUGUGACUAUGCAAAGAGCCUUAUUAGUGGCAACAUUACCUAACAUUCAGCGUGUUAUAAAGAGGUGCGCGUCAACGUCUGUUACAAUGGCACAGAAAAUAGCCAUCGUGAACUACACGUCGGAAAGAGACCGCAUAGAACUGUCGUUCAAAUAUGGAACGGAUGAUCUGCCUGAGAGACAGUUCAAUUUUAAUCGUUCGUCUGAUGAAAACGUUGGAUGUGCGCUGACAAGGAUUGCAACUAACAUAAACAGCCAACUGGAAAAGAAGACAAAGAGGAAAAAGAGCAAAAAAUCAGCUGAAGCGGAAGAGCAACCGAAACUCCAAAAUGAAGUAGAAGUAACGCUUAAGUACCAGGAUGAGGUUGUAGGAAAUAAUCAGCCCAACAAUGAAGCUUGGAAAGAAGGCGCUGUUCUGGAGGUUGGCAGUCAGAAAUAUGUUGUUUCUUUAAAUGCCCCAAGUGUACGGAGCAUUCGGUUGCCAAAAGUCAUCAUGGCUGGCUUCCCUGUGUUUCCCCAUGUGGAACUGGAAUAUGCAGACGUACAGCACAGUACGGCACUGUGGUACAAGUCUAAUAUUAGAGGGCAGAGCUACCCUGCGUCGGAAACUCGAACAGUUAGCAACAUGCAUUUUGUUAACUCUCACGAAGGAAACCUCAGCAUCAUACCUUCAAGCAGUGACAUUGGACGGCAUUUACUCUUAGUCUUUACACCUCGUAGUAGUACUAAACAUGGGAUACCAGUUGAAGUGACUUCCUCAACUUCCAUUGAGGCAGGACCAGGGCCAUGCCCGUUUGAAACAAGACAUGCAUUUACUACAAGUUACACAGAACCUGGCAGGUUUCGAUGCAUCUCUUAUAACAUCUUGGCAGAUGUCUAUGCUGACACGAAGUAUACGAAAGCUGUGCUAUUUCCAUACUGCCCACCUUAUGCACUGGACGUAGGUUACCGGAAGUUGCUUCUAGUUAAAGAAAUACUAGGUUACAGAGGUGAUGUAAUUUGCCUCCAGGAAGUGGACAGAAAAGUCUAUCAGUAUGACCUGGAACCUCUGUUUAAUGCCAGUGGCCUGAAUGGUUUCUACACAGAGAAGGGGGGCAAUUUAGCGGAAGGAAUGGCUUGCUUUUACAGAGCAUCAAAAUUCCGAUGUUUGGAGAAAGAAAGUAUAAUUUUAUCAAAAACCCUCGCUGAGGUGACAUACUUAUCCGAUAUACUGUAUAGCAUUAACCAAAAUACACAGCUGCGGGACAGGAUGCUAAACCUCCCCACUGCUUUGCAGGUGGUGCUUCUGGAAUGUGUGGAGAAUAAAAAUAGAUUUCUUUUAGUUGCCAACACACACUUAUAUUUUCAUCCAGACUCUGACCAUAUUCGGCUGCUUCAGGCUUAUUGUUGCAUACGAACUAUUCAGUGGCUGUGUACAGAAUAUACAGAGAAGUAUGGUGUAUCACCUGCUGUGGUAUUUGCUGGGGAUUUCAACAGCUGCCCUGAAUUCGGAGUGUACAAAUUAAUGACUACAGGACAUGUAUCCGAGUCUUCACCAGACUGGCAGAGCAAUGUCGUAGAGGCUGUAAGUGGUUUGGAAGCAGUGCAAACCAUACCCUUGAAGAGUGCAUGUGGGACACCAGAAUAUACAAAUUACACCACCGGUUUCCAAGGUUGCCUGGAUUAUAUCUUCUUUGAAGACCAAAAACUUGCUGUUGACGAAGUGGUACCAAUGCCUUCACACGAGGAAAUAACCUGUCACCAAGCCCUUCCCAGCAUUGUCUUUCCAUCUGAUCACAUUGCCCAAAUUGCUUCACUUAAGUGGUUAUAAAUGAGAAUAAAAUGUUGUACCAACAGAACAAA